ACUGAGUCCAGCGAGACAAGAAGACCACGUCCAAGCAGGAAAACCUUAGUGACUGUUUCGUCCCUGACAACUCUGAAAACAAACCAAACCAAAAAAAGUUAAGGCAGCUAUAGGACAUAGUUUGCAACUUUUGUUUGUCCUAGAGGUUGCACUCACAUGUUGACGAGUCUCGAGGUUUUGUCUUCCAAAUGGAUCUUAUCUAAAAGACAGACUCUCCGUUGAGGAUUAUCUGUCUGCUGUGUGAGCUUGAACGCCGUCGAGCGUAGACGUUUCUCCGGAAUGUAGCGCAGGAUAAGGCUUUGCCCGACACAUGGCCUCACGCGGCUGGAGAGAGCACAGCUGCCGUGACUGUAGGAUAAAGCUGUCUGCUACCGUGUCAUUCCUGCCUCUGCUCGAGCCAUAGCACCACCACCGCUGCUGUUAUUGCUGCACCUGCUCUUCCUCCUCCUCCUCUUCUUCAUCAGCUUCCUCCUCCUCUCCAGACAUCUUUGGGAAUGGGCUUGCGCCUUGCCAGGGUGCAUCUCUCCACCCGGUGGCGUGGCUGGCAUCAUGUGAGAGUGAGGAGGGCAGCGGCCAGGUCAUAGGGCCUGCCCCCCCCUCCCCCCCUUGCUUGCUCACAAGUGACUUUUGACCUUUGACUCAGCCACGAUUCUGCCGUGACCUCUGGCCAGCCAUGCCCUUCCGGCUGAAGCUGAGGCGCACACGGCGCUACAAUGUCCUGAGCAAGAAUUACUUUGUGACGCGGAUUCGCCUACUGGACAGCAAUGUGAUCGAAUGCACUCUGUCAGUGGAGAGUACGGGACAGGAAUGUCUGGAGGCGGUGGCCCAGAGGCUGGAGCUACGGGAGACCCAUUACUUCGGCCUGUGGUUCCAAGGAAAGACCCAAGCUCCGGCCCAGCGCUGGGUGGAACUGGAGAAACCCCUCAAAAAGCAGCUGGACAAGUUUGGCAACGAGCCACUGCUCUUCUUUGGAGUCAUGUUCUACGUGCCCAGUGUCUCCCGACUGGAGCAAGAGGCCACCAGGUAUCAGUAUUACCUGCAGGUGAAGAAGGAGGUGCUAGAUGGACGUCUCAACUGCACAGUAGAGCAGGCGAUCAGACUGGCUGGCCUGGCAAUACAAGCUGAUUUUGGAGACUUCACUCAGUUCAGGUCUCAGGACUUCCUCAGUGAGUACGCGCUCUUCCCUGUGAGCUGGCCUAAUGGCAAUGAGGUGCUGGAGGAGUGGACCCAGAAGGUCGCUGAGGAGCACAAGAGUCACUAUCGGAUGCAGACUGCUGAAGCAGAGCUGCUGUACAUCAAAGAGGUGGAGAAACUGGACGGAUUUGGCCAAGAAAGUUUUGCUGCUAAGGACAACUACACCAAUGAUAUUUUUAUUGGAGUGUCCUUCAUUGGGGUGUUUGUGAAACACAGAAAUGGCAGAUCCAUCAUGCUCCACAAGUGGAAGGACAUUGGUACCAUAGCACACAACAAGUCAGCCAUCACAGUGGAGAUAACAAGCAGAGACGACACCAUCAUUUUUCACAUGGAGGAUAUGGAAAUGGCCAAGUACAUCGCUCGUCUUUUCACGGCCAGACACAAGUUCUACAAACAGAACAAGAUUUGUGCAGAGCCCACUCACUCACCUGCACCGAUCAGGAGGAGACCCACCUGGACUCAUCGCCUCUCUCUGCCCCGGCCCCAGUCUUGUAACUUCCAGUCACUGCAUUCUCAGUAUGGAGAGCAUUAUCAAGACACACAGAGCUCUCAAGACAGCAUUUUCCAUGACGACCCCUACUACAAGUCAGAGACCAGUCUGGACCGCUGCCCAGUAGAUUUUCCCUUCCGUAAUGGUACUGUACCCAACGGAAGCAUGUACAGCAGCCCCAGCCUGAGCUCUCUCAAUCAUUCCCAGACUUUCAUCUCACCCUCACCCAUGUCCUCCAACCUCAGCAUCCCUAGUGAGCUUAUGCGCCCCGACUACAUCCCCAGCCACCGCCAUAGCGCCAUCAUUGCUCCGUCCUACCGGCCCACGCCUGAGUACGAUGCUGUCAUGCGUCAGAAGCGGCACAUGCCGCCUGCUCACCAUGAACUCCACAGCCAAUCGUUACGUAGUCUGAACAUCAGUAAUGCCUGUGCUUACCGCCAGCCUGAAGCACUGGUGUAUAGCCAGCCAGAAAUGAGGGAGAGGGGUCCUUAUCAUGGCCUGGGACCCAACCCUGGACCUUACACUCCACAGAUCAGCUACAGUAAGCCAGUGUCCCAUGGCCCUCAUCAGGGAGGGCCAGUCAGCAGCCAGGGUCCCUGUCAUUCACCUUGUGUUAAUGGUGGUGGGGGCGGGGGUGGAGGCAUAGGAAGCUCCAUUUCUCACACUGUCAGCACACCUGAGCUGGCAAAUACCAAACAACAGGGAACCAACACAGGAACCUGUGCAGCAACGGCUAACAUGCUGCGAAACCAUGUGUCACGCCCUCCUCCACCUUACCCAUCCAGCUCCUUCCGCCCAGCCACCAGCACACCGGACCUGGCCAGCCACCGUCACCGCUGCAUUGGGGGCAGCAGUCCUGAGCUGGUUACCCGCAUGGUGCAGCUGUCAGUUAAGACCUUCCAGCCGGAUAGCUCGGCCGUGGUGCAUCAGUCCCUGCAGGAGGUUAGUGAACCGUUAACUGCAGCUGCUAAGCACCGCUGCACUCUGGGCAAGAGGCACAGCAUGGAGGUGAUCAGCAGCAUGAGGGGAGGAGGAGGAGGAAUGGAGGGCAUGGUGAUGAAGGGCAUGAAUACUCCCUUGCAUCGUAGGAAUACUCUUAGAGAACAUGUGAUGCCAGCUCAGCCUCAGGCCAUUCCUCCUCCCCAGCCCCAAACCCCUCAGCCUCAACCCCAGCCACAACCUCAGCCCCCUCCUCAGCAGCCAAAGGAGCUGCCUAUGCAGAUGCCUACUCAGAAAGCACCAGAGGCCUCUGUAGCGCCGCUAGCAGCAGUGGCCUAUCAGCAUCAAAAGACUCUCUCCAAUGCUACCAUGCUCAUACACAGUAGUGAGAGUGAAGAAGAGGAGGAGGAGGAAGAGGAGAGGCCUGAGCUGGAUGUUCAGAUCCCAGGUCUCAAUGAGGACAUCAGCAUUAGUGCUCAGCUCCAGGCUGCUCUGGCCAAGCUGCCCAACAAACCCCCUCCAGUGUACCCUGGUCCUCCUAGACCUCCUAGCAACACUCAGAUUCGAACCCACAGCCACACUCACCACCACAACCACACUCAAAGACUACAGAGCAACCAGGGACCACUGGACCCAAACCAAGCCCAGGACCAAGCCUUCAAAAUAGGACAGAGUCAUGGCGGUGGUGGGCCUGGAUGUGGCGUUGGUGCAGGUGGGACACUGACACGAGGGGACCAGGGUGGGGUGAAUGGUGCAGUUUUAGGUCCAUCCAUUUCAGAACCGGACCUGACAAGUGUGAAGGAGAGGGUGAGGAAGGAGCCAGUCAAAGAGAGGCCAGUGUCAGAGAUGUUCUCCCUGGAAGACAGCAUAGUGGAGCGGGAAAUCGCUCAAAGGACACUGGAAAGACAAAAGAUGUCUGUGGACUCCAUGAAGAGGCCGCUGAUGAUGGCUGCCCUCAACGGCCUCUAUGUGGCCCGAAUGCCUGUCCCCGAGAGUCCUGGGGAGGAAGGCGCCAAAGCUAAUACAGAUGAACGGUGUAAGACCUUGGAGUUGAAGCUGGAAGGGGAACAGGUCUUCACUGAGUUUGAGCAGGUGCCUAAAAAGAGGGCAAACUGCAUUCUCACCACAGCAACUUUGCCCGAAAACACAGAGCGCAACCGUUUCCGUGACGUCGUUCCUUAUGAAGAGAAUCGCGUUGAGCUUGUACCCAACAAGGAGAACAACACGGGUUACAUUAACGCCUCGCAUAUCAAGGUGAUGAUCAGAGGAGAGGAGUGGCACUACAUUGCCACCCAGGGCCCGCUAACCAACACCUGUGCCGACUUCUGGCAGAUGGUCUGGGAGCAGGGGGUCAAUGUCAUCGCCAUGGUUACUGCUGAGGAGGAGGGUGGACGGUCCAAGAGUCACCGCUAUUGGCCCAAACUGGGCUCUAAGCACAACUCGGCCACUCACGGCAAGUUCAAGGUGACCACGAAAUUCCGUACUGACUCAGGCUGCUACGCCACCACAGGGUUAAAGGUCAAACACCUGCUGUCUGGCCAGGAGAGGACAGUCUGGCACCUGCAGUACACUGACUGGCCUGAGCAGGGCUGUCCUGAAUAUGUCGUGGGAUUUCUCUCCUACUUAGAGGAGAUCCAGUCUGUAAGGAGACACACUAACUCCAUGCUGGACACUUCGAAGAGUCUCAAUCCUCCUGUGGUGGUGCACUGUAGUGCUGGGGUGGGUCGUACUGGAGUGGUCAUCCUCACUGAGCUCAUGAUCAGCUGCUUGGAGCACAAUGAGCCAAUGGAGGUUCCCACCAUGUUGUCAGAGCUGAGGCAGCAGAGGAUGUUGAUGGUGCAGACCAUCUCCCAGUACAAGUUUGUCUACCAGGUCCUCAUCCAGUCCCUCAAAAACUCCCGCCUCAUCUGAGCCCGGGCCUUUGGGCCAUGACCUUUGACCUUGCAUGAUAGUUCAGAAUGGCACCAGGUGACAACAGUGGUACUUCAUAUGAGGACUUGUACAACAGGUAUAACUGAGCAUCUGUUGAAAGCAGAUGCAAUUAGAAGCAACUCCACUUUGAGACUGAGGCUUUGAUGUGGCAGUUAUCAGGUAUGGUUUAUGAUUAUACACCAGUCCUUUCCUGCCUUGAGGAAAGGACUGGCCUGUAUAGAAUCUGAUGACAAUUACUCCUAAUUAGUGUUCCACUUUUAUUCUUUUAUCUCCUGGGAUUCAGUCACGGACCUGGUCCUUCUGUGUGGCGCAUGAAUGUGUGCGCUAGGGUUGGGCAGUAUCCAAUUUUUGAUACCUUUUAAAGGUGCAUUAACUAAGAUUUAGCACAAAUUUAUCUUUGCUAUCUUCAGGCCCUGUGUUUAUUUCUACCCCUCUCUGGUAGUGUUGUUAAACUCUUCACCGCACUUUUUCCAUGCACAUCUUAAAACGGGUUAUAAGAUGUGCUUUUCAAACCAGUAUGGCUUGUUUCAAAAACUGACCAUAGAGGCUCCCUGUGCAAAUACAAACCAGGAUGGGAGUGGAGCCGUUGGACCCAAGAGGCCGUGUUCUGUAGCACAGAAAGCGUGUGACAAAGAACAAGGUAAAACCAGAGUUAACAUCAGUUUGGCAUGUCAGAGAUGGAGAGCAUUAAAAACAUCCAAAGCACUAAAAGUUGAUGCAGAUGUGGCUUUCUUCCUGGCAGACGCCAAGUACUGUAACUGGCUAACGUUAGCAUUUCAAUUGAUUAUAGUUGUAAUUUGGACUGCAACAUUAGUGUUUUAUUGUCCAGUUAGCAGAAAUGCAUGUUUUCCUGGAUUAGCAAAUGAUCAAAGCCUAGCCUGAAACUUAUGUUGCUGCAGAUUCAUCCACUACAAACAACAUUAGACGUACGUAUACAUAUGUGUAUGCAUUACCACAUAUGACUUAGUUUCACAGAUGGGGCAGGAGGGGAUACUGCUAGAGUUCGUUUUGAUUUUCACUUCACCCUUAAUGGUUGAAAAUUAGAAGGAGAAGUUAGUUAAUGCAACUUUAAAUCUUCCCCAAAAUAUAUUCUGGUAUAUGGUAUUACUGUCUGCCUCCCCAACAGACAAGAACAACAGAAAAAUGACUCCACACUCUAAUCUCAGCUCUUGGUUCAGGAGCUAACGCUAGCUAGCUGUUGUCGGCAGAUGACACACUGCAGAUGAAUCAAUUUCUGUUGUGCCUGCGCUCAGACUCGACACCAAAGUGGACGUUUGAACAUAUCUGAAGUAUCCUUUACUGUAUGUAACUAUAUGGGAUAGUAUUUAUUUUUUAAAUUAACAUACCAAUGUAUGUAUUGUAUAUCUCUGAAGGAUAAUGAGUGUGAUCUUUCCAAAAUGGCACAUUUACCCAACAUUCAACAUGGCACGAUAACAACUUACGAUCUCUAUAAGAGGCUGUCAUGUCAUGCGCAAGUAUGAGAGCGCCUAAUUAAUGAGUUAAUCAUUUUGACAGGUUAUUUGAUAAUUUAGGCUUAACAUCAUUUACAGGAAUUUUGUCAUUGCUUUUAUAGCAUCUUCAAACAGGCAGUGGUGCUGCUGCCGGACAUCGACACACUUUUCAGGCAUUUAUUAUGAACAGUGCACAUUACACAGCAGAUGUUUUUUCAUGAAGGUAAUUAAAAGAAUACUGUUGCUAUUUUUAAAUACCCCAAAAUACUGUAUUACUGCACAACCCUAGUGUGCACAUUUCCUCCAUGCAUGUGAGGUGGCAUCACUGUGUCUGUGCCCUCUAUGUUCUGGAGAUUUCUCUAUAUCUCACUUACAGUUUCUAUAGGUUGCCUGCCUGCUACCUUUCUCAUUCAUUAAUUAGCCAUUACUAAAAAGGGCACUAUGCUUCAUGAACACUAGGUGGCAGCAGUGUAUUACUAUACGCUACACUCUGAAAGAGUUUGCCAAACAAAAGUAUUCUGUUCUAAAAUCUUUUUUAACAUAUUAUUAAUACAGCAGAUAUUUACUUCAACGUUGUAACAAUUGUUUUUAUUUAUUUCUAUCACCAUUGUGGUCACCUUUGCCAUUGAAUCCAGCAUUGAUAACCGUGUUAACCUUUUGAACUUAAUUUUCACUGUAGUUUUUGGAAAGUCUUCCUAGUGCAUAUACAAGAAACAUGGCCCUAAUAUUUAACAGUAUCCAGAGAUCUUGUAUAUGGGCUCUUGAAUCUUGCUUACUUUAGACGCUGUAAAAAAGUUAUGGCUGUUUGGAGCCUUUGGGGUAACAUUUAAAAAAAAAAAAAAAAAAAAAAAAAAAAAAAUAUUAGGGUCUUGUGUUUUGCAACGAGGAAACAUCAACUAGUGCACAAAUGUUUCAGUGGAGGUCUAUGGCACAGAUAAAUAUGAUAAUCCAGGGCUGACAGAUAUUAACAGUGAGUAGAUGCAAAUCAUUGUUGGUUUUAAUUUCUGUACAAGGAGUGUUUAAAAUACUGUUAACCUAGAGAACGACUGACCUUAUCCUUUAAGAUCUCCUUUCACAUGCAAAAACACACACAAAGUGUAUUUUAACAAUCACUUGUUUUUUGAGUCACAUGUAUCUUAUCACAUUUAUUACAUGAAAGCAUUUUGAAGAAAAUGUCUGUACAAUGAACUGGAGAUCAUUUAUAUAAUUUCACAGUUUGCAUAUGCCACCAAAAGAAAACCAUGCUCUUAAACUGAAAAUGCUGUAUAUGCAGCAUCAUCGUGCCUUAUUGGAACAAGGAACUAUCUGAUCCUUGUUUUAGGGGUAGGGUUGGUAAACUACAUCUUUGUUUAGACCUCCAAAGAUUAAAUCAGUAUUUGUUUGCUUUUUGUUAUAAGAAUAAAAUCUUUUCAAAUCAUUUAGCCAUCUCUCAGGUAAGGAGUAUGGCAGUAGGAGAAUGCUGAUAUCUUGGUUUAUUUCUGAAGGGUAGUAGUUUAAAAGUGACUUCGUCUAUGCUAAAAUAAAGGCAGCGGUUUGUCAUAAUCGGAUCCAAACCCAUCAGAUUAUUGUGUUGCCAAGUUUCUUGAUACUGUUCAUAUAAUUACUCUGAAGAAUUUUCUUCAUCCAUGUUAGGUUGAAAUAUGUUUUUAUUUUUCUUAAUCUAAUGCAAAGCCAGUCAUGUCUAAAGUAACUUUGUACAUAAUGGGCAUGUGAGAAAAGAUUUCCACAAAUGAUUUAUAUAGUUCCUUGACUUGGUACCCUAAAAAUACUGCAACAUAAUAAACUAUGCAUGUUUUCUAUUUCAAUGUAUAUAUUCUCAGAUAAGCUUUAUGCUUUCUUGACAAGUGUUUUGUUGCACUUCUGUUCUUUAUGACAGUAUUUUCUAACACAGCCUUCCACUCUUUGUUUAUAUUUUAUUUUUUCCCCUUAUGUUAAAUUUUUGGCAAAACCCAGAUAUGUUUGUGUACAUAUGUUUUGUAUAUGUGUUUUCAAUGUAUCAAUCUUUUUGUUUUUCAUCCCCGAACAUUCAUGAAGCUGUCAUACUUGCUCAUUAUGCAAUAAAGCCUUAUUUUCUUUAA
Molecule: messenger RNA, 8084 nt
Organism: Monopterus albus (swamp eel)
Lineage: Eukaryota; Metazoa; Chordata; Actinopteri; Synbranchiformes; Synbranchidae
Product: protein tyrosine phosphatase non-receptor type 14
Exons: 21
Coding region: 674-4534 (1286 amino acids)
Biological process (GO): protein dephosphorylation; lymphangiogenesis
Cellular component (GO): cytoskeleton; cytoplasm
Molecular function (GO): protein tyrosine phosphatase activity
Source: RefSeq, a predicted model, not a curated record